AUUUAUUACAUGUACCCAGAAUAUUGUGUUGCUCAAAGACAAUAACCUUAUCCCUUACACAAAAUUACACAAUCUUAUAAUCCUGUCAUAUAAAAUGAGCCAAGACCCAGAUAACCUAAUGAAAAUCCUAAAGAUUAUAUGAUCACUGCUUAUACUUCCAUCAAUCAUGUUAUUGACAUCUCACCUACAUCAUCCAUCUAUAGAUUGGAUCCUUUUGCUAAGUACUUAUGUUGUUGGACUAAUACUGUUGGCCCUGAAGAAGUUAAUGCUAUCUAAGAAAGAACUAAAUGGAAACACCCAAAUCUAGUCUCUUUUAUCUUCUUUGAAGAACUAAGUGAUAAAUUUAGCCAAAACAGAUAACUCAAAAUCUUCUAUGAAUAUCUCCCCUUAGAUAUUAAAUAGUUGAUCGAUAAAAGAUCAAAAACACAAGAAUAUGUCCCAGAAGAAGAAAUAUGGAAAAUGAUUUCAGGACUAUGCGAAGCUUUUGUUUUUCUUCAAAAAAGAGGAAUCACCCACUCUGCCUUGACCUUAGAAUCAGUCUACUUUGAUGAAGAAUAUCUACUCUAUCGAAUUCAAGAUGUUAGCCCAUUCAGAGCUAGAGCACCAAAUUUAUUUGAAAAUUAAUAUAAAUCACCAGAAUCAGGAGGAAAUCUAAGAGUCAAUCGAUUUAAAUAAGAUGUUUUUGGAUUAGGGUAUAUAUUUAUUUAUUUACAUCUCCUAGUAUGAUUAUAUUAUCUCUUUGCCUUCUCAAAAACUCUGAUCACAUCUUUGAGUCUGGAACAAUGAAUAUCAUUAAUCUUAAUGAUUCUUUCGAAUAGUUGAAAUAACUUUAUCCUGGGAGAGUUGAUUCUAUACUUAAAAAAAUGCUCAUCAUUGAUUUCAAUUAAAGACCUGAUUGGCUAGAAUUGCAAUAGUUUUUAAUUAAUGCCAAAGAUAUGCAAUUUCCUAAUUUCGAUCUUAGUUUGGCUAAUAAGUCAUCUAUUUUAAAUUCAUCAUUUUAGUUACAUCAGUAAUAAUAACAAUAAGUUUAAAAAACUUUUGAUUAAUUGACAUUAAGUUAAGAAAAUAGAGAGAUUAUAAAUACUAAUAAAUUAACCAGCUCUAUCAAUAAUAAUAAUGCUACUGUUAAUAAAACUCCUAAUACUGAUUCUGUCGACUAGAAACUCAUUAAUUUAAAUAAAAGAAUCCAAGAAACUUUAUCAAAAAGUUUAAAUAAAAAUAUUAGAUGA
Molecule: messenger RNA, 1229 nt
Organism: Paramecium sonneborni
Lineage: Eukaryota; Ciliophora; Oligohymenophorea; Peniculida; Parameciidae
Source: the annotation of a GenBank genome assembly